AGGGAAAAGGACGGGAAGAGCUAGAGCCGCGGCUGAGAGAGACCGAGAGUUUGGGUGUUUGUGCGAGAGCCGGGGCGGGGGCAGGGGCGAGGGGCCGGCAUGGCUGAAGCCUGCACUCCGCAACCUUGAAGAGCGGCUGCGGCUGGAGGCCGUGGGCAGGGAGGUGGGUGCGAUGGCAGAGCGCGGCCCCGGCAGUUGUGCCGGGCCGGGCCGGCUGGCCUGAGCCGCCAGAGGAGUGGGGCUGCCUCUGCGCUUCCAUGGAGCAGCGGGAAAGGCGAAACUCCGGAGCGCUGAGUCCCUGCGCUGCUGCGACGGACUGCUGAAGGGGCCGAGCCCACGCGGACCUCCGAAGGACACAGCCCCCGCCCCAGCCCGCAGGCCGGCUGCCCGGGGUCGGCGGGGGGCGUCGGAGGGCAGCGGAGGCGCUCUCAGCGAGCGGCGCCGCGGGAGAGGCCGGCGCGGGAGGCGGCCGCAGCAAUGCCGGGCCCGCUGGGGCUGCUCUGCUUCCUCGCCCUGGGGCUGCUAGGCUCGGCCGGGCCCAGCGGCGCGGCGCCGCCUCUCUGUGCGGCGCCCUGCAGCUGCGACGGCGACCGUCGUGUGGACUGCUCCGGGAAGGGGCUGACGGCUGUACCCGAGGGGCUCAGUGCCUUCACCCAAGCGCUGGAUAUCAGUAUGAACAACAUUACGCAAUUACCAGAGGAUGCAUUUAAGAACUUUCCUUUUCUAGAAGAGCUACAAUUGGCUGGCAACGACCUUUCUUUUAUCCACCCAAAGGCCUUGUCUGGGUUGAAAGAACUCAAAGUUCUAACUCUCCAGAAUAACCAGUUGAAAACAGUACCUAGUGAAGCCAUUCGAGGACUGAGUGCUUUGCAGUCUUUGCGUUUAGAUGCCAAUCAUAUUACCUCAGUCCCCGAGGACAGUUUUGAAGGACUCGUACAGUUACGACAUCUGUGGCUGGAUGACAACAGCUUGACGGAGGUGCCUGUGCAUCCCCUCAGCAACCUGCCCACCCUGCAGGCGCUGACCUUGGCUCUCAAUAGAAUCUCCAGCAUCCCUGACUUUGCCUUUACCAACCUGUCAAGCCUGGUGGUUCUGCAUCUUCAUAACAAUAAAAUUAAAAGCCUGAGUCAACACUGUUUUGAUGGACUAGAUAAUCUGGAAACCUUGGACUUGAAUUAUAAUAACUUGGAUGAAUUUCCUCAGGCUAUUAAAGCUCUUCCUAGCCUAAAAGAGCUGGGAUUUCAUAGUAACUCUAUUUCUGUUAUCCCUGAUGGAGCAUUUGGUGGUAAUCCACUCUUAAGAACUAUACACUUGUAUGAUAAUCCUCUGUCUUUUGUGGGGAACUCAGCAUUUCACAAUCUAUCUGAUCUGCAUUCCUUAGUUAUUCGUGGUGCAAGCAUGGUGCAGUGGUUCCCCAAUCUGACUGGAACUAUCCAUCUGGAGAGUCUGACCUUGACAGGUACAAAGAUAAGCAGUAUACCUGAUAAUUUGUGCCAAGAACAAAAGAUGCUUAGAACUUUGGACUUGUCUUACAAUAAUAUAAGAGAUCUCCCAAGUUUUAAUGGUUGCUAUGCACUGGAAGAAAUUUCGUUGCAACGAAAUCAAAUCUACCAAAUAAGGGAAGGUACUUUUCAAGGCCUGGUAUCCCUAAGGAUUCUAGAUCUGAGUAGAAACCAGAUCCAGGAAAUUCACAACAGAGCUUUUGCGAAACUUGGGCCAAUAACUAACCUAGAUGUAAGUUUCAAUGAAUUAACUUCAUUCCCUACGGAAGGCCUGAAUGGGCUAAAUCAACUGAAACUUGUGGGCAACUUCAAGCUGAAAGAAGCCUUAGCAGCAAAAGAUUUUGUUAAUCUCAGGUCUUUAUCAGUACCAUAUGCUUAUCAGUGCUGUGCAUUUUGGGGCUGUGACUCUUACGCAAAUUUAAACACAGAAGAUAACAGCCUCCAAGACCAUAGUGUGACAAAGGAGAAAGGUACCACUGAUGCAGCAAAUGUCACCAGCAGUGCUGAAAAUGAAGAACAUAGUCAAAUCAUUAUCCAUUGUACACCUUCAACAGGUGCUUUUAAGCCCUGUGAAUAUUUACUCGGAAGCUGGAUGAUUCGUCUUACCGUGUGGUUCAUUUUCUUAGUUGCAUUGUUUUUCAACCUGCUAGUCAUUUUAACAACUUUCGCCUCUUGUACAUCACUGCCUUCCUCCAAGUUGUUCAUAGGCUUGAUUUCUGUGUCUAACUUAUUCAUGGGAAUCUAUACUGGCAUCUUAACUUUUCUUGAUGCUGUAUCCUGGGGCAGAUUUGCUGAAUUUGGCAUUUGGUGGGAGACUGGCAGUGGCUGCAAAGCAGCUGGGUUUCUUGCAGUUUUCUCCUCAGAAAGUGCCAUAUUUUUAUUAAUGUUAGCAGCAGUUGAAAGAAGCUUAUCUGCAAAAAAUAUCAUGAAAAAUGGGAAAAGCAGUCAUCUCAAGCAGUUCCGGGUUGCUGCCCUUUUUGCUUUCCUGGGUGCUGCAGUAGCAGGCUGUUUCCCCCUUUUCCACAGAGGGGAAUAUUCUGCAUCACCCUUGUGCUUGCCGUUUCCCACAGGAGAGACGCCAUCAUUAGGAUUUACUGUAACCUUAGUGCUGUUAAACUCACUAGCAUUUUUAUUAAUGGCCGUCAUCUACACUAAACUUUACUGCAACUUGGAAAAAGAGGACCUCUCAGAAAACUCACAGUCUAGCAUGAUUAAGCAUGUUGCUUGGCUAAUCUUCACCAAUUGCAUCUUUUUUUGCCCUGUUGCAUUUUUCUCAUUUGCACCAUUGAUCACUGCAAUCUCUAUCAGUCCUGAAAUAAUGAAGUCUGUUACUCUGAUAUUUUUCCCACUGCCUGCUUGCCUAAAUCCGGUCCUGUAUGUUUUCUUCAAUCCAAAAUUUAAAGAAGACUGGAAGUUACUGAAGCGACGCGUUACCAAGAAAAGUGGAUCAGUUUCAGUUUCCAUCAGUAGCCAAGGUGGUUGUGUGGAACAGGAUUUCUACUACGACUGUGGCAUGUACUCACACUUGCAGGGUAACCUGACUGUGUGUGACUGCUGUGAAUCCUUUCUUUUGACAAAGCCAGUAUCAUGCAAACACUUAAUAAAAUCACACAGCUGUCCUGCAUUGGCAGUGGCUUCUUGCCAAAGACCAGAGGGAUAUUGGUCUGAUUGUGGCACGCAGUCAGCCCACUCCGACUAUGCAGAUGAAGAAGACUCCUUUGUCUCAGACAGUUCUGACCAGGUGCAGGCCUGUGGACGAGCCUGCUUCUAUCAGAGUCGAGGAUUCCCUUUGGUGCGCUACGCUUACAAUCUACCAAGAGUUAAAGACUGAACUACUGUGUUUGUAACUGUUUUCCCCAUCAACCAAAAUUACAGUGUUUAUAGAGUGAACCCUAUUCUGUUCUUUCAUCUAGGAAGCACUUCUGUAAUCACUGCCUGGUGUCACGUAAAAGGGGAAGGUGGCAGUUUAUUUCUCAAACCAGACAUUUUUCAAAGAACAGGUGCCUAAAUUAUUAAUUGAUGAAAAAUGCAAUGUCCAAGCAAUGUGUAGUCUAUUUGAAACAGAUGCAACUUUAAAAGGAUUUUGGGUGUGGUAUAGCAAUAUAACUCUUAGGUUUUUCGAAUCCAUAAGGAGCAAAUUUAUGCGUAUUUCUGAAGUAAGCACAAGAUAAAGGACAGCUGUUACUAUUUAAAAAAAAUAGUUCAACAUGUGACUUUAUAUAACUGACAAAAAAGUCUUGCUAAUUUUACCUAAUAUUUCAUCAUUAAUCUCAGGACAACUUACUAUAGGGCCAAAAAAGGGAUUGUCUCCCAUCUAGAACUGUGAGAGUACAUGGAGGUAUCAGUGUUUUCUAUUUCCACUUUGACAUGAGAAUCAUAAAUUUUGUUCAAGUGCUUUGUAAAUCUAAAACCUGAAGAUGUUUUAAAAACCAUAUUAACAGCUGUUAGAUUUUUAAAAACCCAGCAGAACAUUUGUUUGGGGUCAUUUUACAUUGUUUUGGUACGAUCACCAUCAUUUUCAGUGUUUUGCAAAUUACACUACUAGUACAAAGUAAAUGGCUAAUUGCUGUGUGAGUUUAAGUAGAUUUGGCUAAACUACUAACUAAUGAGAUUUUAAUAGUACCUGAGGGAUUUGAUGGCUCCCUGUAAUGUUCCCAUUAAUAAAUGCUUCUUUAUCAUUGGUUCUACUGAUAUUUUCCAGUUUUGUUAUAUCAUCUUUUUAUAGUAUGGAUUAUACAGAAAAUAAACUGUGGUAAAUAAUUAUUUUUUGUAAUUGGAGGAAGCUGGGAAUAAUUAUGACACAAAGCACUUACAUUUAUCUCUUAGUGAGCUGGAUUCUUCUGGACUUCGGUUAUUACUUAGAAGCUUCCAUAAAAUUUUCCCAUACUAUGAUUUACAAACCAAAAACCCUACUCAAUAGCUCGUAUGCUGAGCUCUGGUUAGACAAGACAGGUAUGUCAUUAAUGGAGAGAAAAAAAAGAAAAGGCUUAGUCCUAUGUCUUUGAAAAUUAAAAAUUUUACCUGAUUCUCAUCUAGGGUCUUCUGCCAUGUUCCUUUGUGGAGUCUUAAAGUUAUAAUUGCUGGCAAUAUGUUUUUUGAACAAUGUGCUAAAUAGCAAACCCACUGCCAUAUUGUUAUCCUGGAUAUACUAAAAAAUAUUAAGCUAGAUUGCAGUUUAAUAAUUAAACUGUACAUACUGUGCAUAUAAUGAAUUUUUAUCUUAUGUAAAUUAUUUUUAGAACACAAGUUGGGAAACGUGGCUUCUGUUCAUUUCGUUUAAUUAAAGCUACCUACCUCCUAAACUAUAGUGGCUGCCAGUAGCUGAAUGUUAAAUUGUGGUUUAUAUACUUUUUUCAUUGUAAAUAAGCUCAGUUGUACAUUGUCAGUGUAAAAACAGAAUCUUUGUAUAUCAAAAUCAUGUAGUUUGUAUAAAAUGUGGGAGGGAUUUA
This is a messenger RNA of Sciurus carolinensis (gray squirrel), 4951 nucleotides long. RefSeq names its product leucine rich repeat containing G protein-coupled receptor 4 (gene Lgr4). The transcript has 18 exons. NCBI's taxonomy places the organism in Eukaryota, Metazoa, Chordata, Mammalia, Rodentia, Sciuridae. Bases 478 to 3333 code for a protein of 951 amino acids. Gene Ontology annotation, biological process: G protein-coupled receptor signaling pathway. The record is from RefSeq and is a predicted model, not a curated record. Gene Ontology annotation, cellular component: membrane. Gene Ontology annotation, molecular function: G protein-coupled receptor activity; protein-hormone receptor activity; protein binding.